Messenger RNA from Aureococcus anophagefferens, 900 nucleotides. RefSeq lists its product as hypothetical. The transcript has 2 exons. Gene Ontology annotation, cellular component: cytoplasm. The coding region runs from base 1 to 900 and encodes 299 amino acids. The record is from RefSeq and is a predicted model, not a curated record. Lineage: Eukaryota; Pelagophyceae; Pelagomonadales; Pelagomonadaceae. Gene Ontology annotation, biological process: protein folding.
AUGGUCGACAUGAAGCUGCUCGCCUUCCAGGCCAUCGGCCUCGCCUGCUGCUACUUCUUCUUCAAGCUCAUCAUGGCCGUGCCCCUCUUCCGCAAGCAGAUGCGCCGGGUCUUGCGCCUGUCGGCCUCGAAGAAGGGUCCCUUCUACAAGCUCGCCGUCUACAUCGCGGGCUUCUUCGUGCGGCUGGUCUUGCGAGACAACGCGUACGUGAAGCCGACGACGCAGCCCAAGCUCAAGUGCUCGAAGCGGUCGUCGAACGGCAUCCUCGUGUCCUACACCUACAAGGAGUCGUCGAAAUGGGGCCGCGACACCGUGGAGAUCGAGGCCAAGGAGGACUACGACGAGACGGACGUCUGGAAGCCUUUGGAGAUCGACGCGGGCGCGCAGACGGCCGCGCUGCGCAACAUCACGCCGGGCGUCACGGUGCUCUUCCGGAGCCGCAUGAGCAACGUCAAGGGCGCCAGCGACUGGAGCCCCGACUUCCCCGUGCUGUCGCUCCAGAUGCCCGUCGACGGCGGCGGCGCGGGGCCGGGCUACUGGUGGCGCCAGACGACCAAGUCCGUCCAGGUCGUCAUCAAGGUGCCCCGGGAGACGCGGGGCAAACACGUCGACGUGAAGAUCGGCUCCACGAAGCUGUCCGCGAGCCUCAAGGAUCGCGACCCGCCGCACGUCUUCUUCGCGGCCGUCGACCUCCACAAGGCCGUCCGACCAGCCGAGUCCAUCUGGGAGCUCGUCGACGAGGACCCCCUCUUCGAGAAGGGCCAGAUGGCCCUCAUCAUCACGCUGGAGAAGCUCGACCGCACCUUCAUGUCCACGGACCACUGGGACCGCCUCAUCGACAAGCACCCGCCCAUCGACACGUCCCUGAUCCCCAUGACGCUGCCGCAGGAGUUCGACUGA